CUGACGAGUACCAGCUGGUACCACGGGGCUCCUCAUCCUCCUCGGGACUUCAUUUGUUGCUGCUGCUGAAAUCAGGACAUGGAACUGAAAUCGAAGCGCAAACCUGUAGAUGUUGUCCUCGGAUGCUUCAUCGCAGUCUGCCUUUAUAACCUUUGUCUGGCUCAAAGACUUUGCACAGUGCCCCCUGGCCCCAUACCAGUGUCAGAAAACAACACGGCUGACGUCCAGGUGGCCAAAAUCAGCUCCAACAGUGAUGUGACUCUGACAGUGACGGUGAACCCUGAAGAUUUAUUCUACCUGAAAGGAAACGCCCUCAUGGUGAAGAAAGGCCUGGACUAUGAGUCAUUGCCCAGCGCGACUCUGAUGGUGUGGAUAAAGUGCAGCAGAGCUGGCUCUAGAUCUGUGAACGAGUCCGUCGAGGUUUUGGUUGAAAACGUGAACGAUAACCCCCCCAACUUUGCUCAGAACCACUACGUGCUGGAUGUGAAUGAGCUCAUUCCGGUCAACUCCAGUAUUGGUCUGAUAGAAGCCACAGAUGUUGAUUCACAGCCGCUGUAUUAUCGCUUGGAGACAACAACAGACAAGUAUUUCCGCUUGGAAAACGUCAAUACUCCAAAGAUUCUUGUGAAAACCAUCCUGGACUACGAUGUUGUACAAAAGAUCUCGCUGGUCUUACACGUGCAGGAUACGUUCAACGGUUCAGCUUCCAACAAGCCCUUCUUCACCUCUGUGGCCAUCAUCACAGUGCGUGUGAAGGAUGCGGACAACCGGCCCCCGUGGUUUCAGCCAUGCACGAGGACAAACGUAGGAACUGCUAAACUGUGUGUGAGCAGCGGCUACAGAGGCAAAGUCAACCUCACAGAGAAACAGGAAGGCCCGCUGGUGCUGGAACCUGGACCUGUGUUUGCCAAGGAUGGAGACAAGAACAGGAGCGAGCAGAUCAGCUACAGAAUAUUACGAGGAAAUGAAGGAAACAUAUUUCAGAUUGAUGAAGAAACGGGGAACAUCACAAUGACCAAAGCUGCUGAUAUUGUUGGUCCAAUAACUCUCACUAUCCUGGCAUCACAGGUGACCAACAGAGAUCAGUUUGCGGUGACACAGGUUACCAUUGAUGUGAUGAAGAAGAGCAGGAGUCCUCCUCGUUUUGAAAGGGAGCGAUAUGAAGGAUUUAUCUACAGCAACUCUGUGCCUGAGACCAUGAUCCUCCGAGACCGAAACACCAACCGACCCUUCAGGGUCCGAGCACGGGACGAAGACUUCGCCAGUGGUGUGAAUCCAGAUGUCAAAUACGAGGUUCAGUACAGCAGCUACGUCAAUGUGACCUCUGAUGGUUUCGUGAUACUGAAAAGAGUUGUGAAGACAGAGUCCUUCGCUCUUCAGCUCCGAGCACUGGAUGUGACAACAGGGGAGUUUGGAACCGCAGCCCUCUCAGUUCAGGUCAUACCUGAUUUAGCCAGCCCAUCUCCCUCAAACAUCGGCUAUCGUCCAGGUGACAUGGCGCUUCUGGGCUUGAUCAUGGCAGCUCUGCUGAUCCUUUGCCUGAUUGUUAUUGGCUUCUUAGUUUCCCGCUUGUGGAAGGGAAAUACGGGUGUGGACAAACUAUGUGAGUGCCUGAGCCCAUGUUUGCAGUCCGGCCAGCCCCGAAGUGGCCACAGAGACUCCCUGCAGUACACCAAUGAUGGCUUCCAGAAUGAGGGGGACCUGAGCCGUCGGGGAGCCAGACGCUGGAACAACGUUCUCCCCAGAAGGAGCACCUUCCCCCAGGCCCGGGGCCGCGUCAUACCCCUAGAGAGGCGGAGCCACCACUGUUCUUCAUGUGGCAUCUAUACUAACCACAUCCCUAAGGGGAGUCCCUCAGUGAGACCCUCCAGGAGGGGCAGAGAAGAUGAGGAUGAAUAUGGUGCAAGGUCAAUCCUGACCAAGCAGCGGAGGAAGGAGGGCCAGAAGACUGUGUGGUUCAAGGAGAGUGAAGAUUCGUCAGACAUUGAGGUGGAGAUCAUCCCAGACACUGUGGGCCGGGUGGAGGAGGAGACAGAGGAGGAGCUGGAGGGGGAGGUAGAGAUGGAAAGUGUUGUCAGAGACCCGGCAGCCCCUUUAAGAGAGGCUGAUGAUGGGCAGGAGACCAAUGAGGAACAGCACCCAGAGAACGCUAGUUCAGAAAAACAGGAGGGAAGCCAGGAGCGGGAGCACUGACGGCAGAGGUCAGAGGUCAAACUGGAGUCUGAAAGGACUGAGCAGAAUGCUGUUUGCUUUCCUGGAUGCCUACAGUCAAGGUCUCAGCAGUGGACAAUGGCACGUCUAACAUCUGUGGACUACUGCCCAACCUCAAAGAACUGACUCAAGCAUCCAGAAGUAUUUGUCUUCUACUGUGAGUAUACUACACUACAGUUCCAGCGGAAUUAACUGGAUACCAAACAUACACUUGGAACCAGUGUGGGCCAAGUAUUAAAGAUGAGAUAAGGUCUUCCAAUAACACUAACACAUUUUUGGUUUAUAAUUGUGCCCAUUAGACUAUUACAGUCCCCAUUACAGGAAUUGUAGAGAUCACAGUGCCAGCAUGACCUUAAGUCCAGUGGGGCAAAAAACACGAGCAGUCAGUGUUUCACUAGGCGAGGUUGAGAUCCGAUGCUUUACAGUCUGUGCGGUGUGUAACAGUUUGCAUAUAAAUGUAGCAACACAGCACCGAACAGGUGAUCAAAGAGCAAGGUUUUCCCCUUCUAAAUGUUGGAAAGGUUUUUAAGGAAACCUUUCCAACGUUUACCUGAGAAAUUAAUUUCUUUUUUAAAGACAUCAUCGUUAAAAAAACAUCAGACCCUCUUUGGACUCAUAGAAACCUCCUAUAUGGACCCGCCAGUCUAAAUAAUCUGUUCUGACUCUUUGAGUUUCUUGCCCCACUGAACUUUUCUGAGGGAACACCACCACGGGCCAAAAACUUCAGUUUUCAAACUGUUAACUAAGCUUAUCACAAAAAAGACACAUUUUUGUUUUCGAAUUUAUUUGUUGUAAAGUAAAUCUUAUACCUUUAGAAAGCCUGUUUAUUUCCUAACAAAUGGUGCCAUAUUUGGUAGGAAACUGCUUCUGUGAGUUGUGCAGCAGAUUUGAGUUUAUUGGGUGCACUCAAGAAAAACUUGCCAAAUCCGCUCUCCCAAUGCCAAACAGCCUUUUCUAUUAUUGACUCUUGUUUUGAGCUUCUGCUGCCCCAGGUGCUCAGUUGGUGGUGAUCUGCAGCACCAUGGACCCGGCUCCCAGGGUCAGUUAGUGUCACUUAAGCCACACUUGACUGAUCUGAAUAGGACCCAUGCCAUAGGGCAACUUCAAUCUGGUGUUCCGCAAAACCAAGCUGCAGCAUUAUUUUGAGUUAGCCCAAGUACAAUCUCCAAAUUGAAGGCCAAGUUCUAUAUAACAGGGGAUGUCAAAGAAAAGCUGCGAUGUGUGCGUUCCAAGAAGACGACACCGCAAGAAAACUGUUUCCUCGCCCUGUCAGCACUUAGGAAGUGGUCUUCUACAGAAAUACAGAAAUGCAUCUCCUGCUGCAUAGGGCUUUAAUAUCUGCUCUUCACCAUCAGACCUAUUUGAGUUGAUUUUGGCAACAUGUGCACUGGAACCUGAAGAUGUAGAGUUAUAUUCAGCAGUGAGUCCAGAUUCUUCCUAUAACACUUCGAAGUCGAAGUGUGCAUGGAGAAUGCUAUGCUGACUGCUUUUGGUGGAGGCGUUGUUAUGUUGUGGGGCGGUAUUAUCCUCACUGGAAAAAUGUCAUCAUUGGAUGCAGAGAGAUAUCGAGAUGAGAUCCUGAAACAGCUGGCAUUGCCUUAUCUCCACAGCCAAGUAGCUAACUCUAUCCUCCGAGAUCACAGAGAGACUGCCUCCAGAAUUUGAGUGGAUUUGUUGAGGAUGGCCUGCCUGCAGUCCUGACUUCAACCCCACUGAACACUUGUGAGAUCAACUUGUUUUUCAUGCUGAAAAACAAGUUGAUCUCACAACCACAUUGGCUGACUUGCAACAAAUGUAAUUUGAAGAAUGGGAUCUCAUCCCACAGCAGUGGGUGACCAAGCUAAUGACCAGCAUGAGAAGGAAGUGACCGGCUGUUGUGGUUGUGUAUGGUGCUUCCACAUGUUACUGAGGCCCCUGCUUCUUAAAUUGCAAAUAUGUAUUGUCUCUUCACACUUCAGUCAUCCAAUUCAAUACACAACAUCAAACAUCAGUCAACAGCAGAAUAAUUUGUUUGGCAUUGGAAGAGAAGAUUUAGCAAGUUUUUCAUGGGCACAACCCACAUACUGAACUCUGCUGCUCAACCCACAAAUGCACUUUCUGUACAAAUGUGGCAACAAAUAAACAGGCUUUCAGGUGGUAUAAGAUUCACUUCAGGUUAUAAUGUCAUUAGCAUUAGAAAUCAUGGUACAAACUACAAAAGCAAAUCACAAAGUAUUACUAAUAAACCAGUUUCAUUAUCGUAAAGUGACUGGCUCCACUUUCUAAUAGGCACCAUUUAUAAAGAGGUAUAACUGGUAGUCAACAAAUCCUUUUAUGUCAUUGGUAAUUCAUUCUGUCUUCAUUGACUGAAUUCAUACUGAAUCCAUCAGCAACUAUAAGUUUGAAUGUAUAAUCAUUAUCAUAAAACAGACCAUUCAUUUUGCAGCUAUAGAAGCUUUGAUGGCAUUAGAGCUAUAAAAUGCAUUCAUUCUAGUUUUGGGCUACGUCCAGUUAAUGCUCGACUGCGGCUCUUUGACAUGUUACCUUGCAAUAUAAACGUGACGCAGCAUGGGCAGACAGCCAGAAAAACCUCCCCCACUGGUGAUGCUAGCAGCUUUUCUGUCUUUGGGCUGUAACGGGGUGUGGAUUGUGUUCGAUUCACAGCUUCUUGUAGCCUACAAAUGAAUACUAUUUGCAUCAUUACUAAACCAAAAGAAUUUAAAGAACAGAUGCAGUUUGAAGUUUUCAUAGAAAACAAAGACUUAUACAAAUAUGAAAUCUGUUGCACGUUAAUCUACAAGUUUUACAAUCUCUGGAAAUACAAGAAAACAAACAAUUGGAAAUUUUAGAUUUCAUCCUGGUUUCUCCAUGGUGCGUCAUAAAUACUACAACAUCAUAUACAACCAAAGUUCUAAGAAAGUUUGGACACCAUUUAAAAUGUAAAUGAACCCGUAUUUUAUUCACAAUAGAAUGCAGGAAACAUAGCAGCUAUUUAAGCUAAGAAACAUAAACAUUAAGCUAGGCUAAUGUUUAUGUUUUUUAUAUCUUUAUGCUUAAAGUGAGAAAUAAACUUCCUGUGCACGUGUUUGUCUUUCACCUAUGUGCUUUUUUUGUCCAUGUUAAAAAUGUUGUGAUGGUUAGCAGAAGGUAGGCUCAUGAUAUCGCCUCGCAACAGGAGCACCAAACAUUAGCUACGCCACAGGAGCAGAUAGGAGUGGUGCUAAGGGCUAUGUAGCCUAGCUUUGCUAACUAGCAGUACCUGCUACUUCUUCCUGCCUGACGUUAGUAAAAUGUGAUUCUACUUAAACAGUGGAGACCCUAAAGAGUAUCUUUUUAUCCAGUAAAGUGCCUUCACACUAUGUGCCUACUGCAGUCUGCUUUUGUGUGCUGAUAAGUGGUGCCUUAUUAGAAAGUGGUAAUGUGAGGUUAUUCUUUUUUUUUUGGGGGGGGUGCAUUAAUGGGUUGGGGGUUAGUUAUCAGUAUUCACUUGAUUAUCAUGGUCGUGUCCAAAUUCAUGGGCUGCCUCCUCCUGAGGCCGCAUUUGUAGACCGAUUACGUCACAGCGACGCGCCGAAGGCUGUCCAAAUUCAUAGGCUGCUCCGAAUGCAGCCGACAAAUGGGUCCUCAUUUUCUCCGAAUUUGAGGAUGGGUCUGAUGUAUCCUUCUUUGCCCACCAUAUCCCAGAAUUCAUAGCGUGGCCCAGCCAAACUCUAGUUUCCGGUAAUGGCGGCUGGUACUACGUUUUAAAAUUACUCUUAUUAAUUUUUCUGGGUCACAAAAUAAACUUUUAACAUAUUUUCAGGCGAGAAAGUAGCUGUGUAAACAUCAAAUAUCUGCUCGGUUUAUCAAGAUAUCGCAUAUUUGGAAAAGUGCUUCGACGUUUUCGGAGACGCCUGCUACCCACCAGCUCGAUAGCGAGCCGGGAGCUCGAGGGUCACUGAAGCCGCCGAGAACGGCACAACUCCCGGCACAUCAUUUUCAGAUCACCGCGGACUUUCGCUACUCGGGUUAAACGUAGUAUAUAAGUAUAAUCAUGAAAUAUAACCUGAGACAACCUAAAAAUGCUAUUGUUGGGCUUUUACAGUGUUUUGUUUCUUCGUGAGUAAAUCGGUUUGGCUGAGAUUAAAGUUAUUAGAUUAGAUUAGAUAAAAUAAAACUUUAUUAAUCCCCCGAGUGGGUUCCUCCUUGGUUUUCACACAGCUGACUAAACGUCAAACAGAAAACUGAUUAAACAGAAGUGUGAGACGGUCGAGAAUUUACUCCAGUGUCCUGUUAUAUUUUAUAUAGCAAGGAGCAGACGGCCGAGUUUAUUAAACUCCACCGAGACAGCGGUGACGUUAAUCAGAAGGCUAGACCGUCCAAUUUCACUGCCGUUUACUUCCGGCCUACCCGACCGUCUGAGGACCCGGCCCACUUAGAUUGCGAAGGCCCGGUCCUCAGGAGGAUGCAGCCCAUGAAUUUGGACACGACCCAUGUAUUUGUAUGGUUUCAACAUUGAAAUUUCAGGAACUCAACCCCGCAUUGCAACACAAAUUACCCAUGCUAAACACCAGACACCCCAAAGUGUCGCCUGGUCCUGCUUUUAGCAGCAGUGAGUAACUUCUUUGUGUAGAACUGUCAUCAUUUCCACACACAGUGUGUAUGAACUUUAUGAAACUAAAGCGGUUUUGUUGUGAUUCCAGGUUGAGAAAAUGAUUUGAUGGUAAAACUUUAUCUACUGAGUACUAAACAGCUGUAAAGAUUUUAUAUGUGUAUUUAUUACUGCUGUCAGUGUUAAUCUCGUUAAAAUGACGUUAACGCCAUAACCGCAUUAACGCGGCAAAUCUCCGUUAGCGAGUUAGCGCGGAUCACCCCAUGCGUGGGGCUGCAUGGCGCUGACACUUUAACGAGCUAACCGCGCUAACGCGUUGACGCCGUGCAGCCCCACGUGGCGUUAACGUCAUUUUAAGGAGAUUAACGCUGAAAGCACUAGUAUUUAUAUGUAUUUAUUGAGAAUGUUGGUUAAAAUAACUACUUUUAUGGGGAAAUCUAUGGUUUAUGUAUAGCUGAUAUUUUGUACAUUAUAGUGAUUGAUGUAAAGCACUUGAGGGAAUAAUAAAGUUUGAGUCUUGUU
Messenger RNA from Pelmatolapia mariae (spotted tilapia), 7303 nucleotides. RefSeq names its product cadherin-related family member 5a (gene cdhr5a). The record is from RefSeq and is a predicted model, not a curated record. The coding region runs from base 79 to 2193 and encodes 704 amino acids. Gene Ontology annotation, molecular function: calcium ion binding; cadherin binding. NCBI's taxonomy places the organism in Eukaryota, Metazoa, Chordata, Actinopteri, Cichliformes, Cichlidae. Gene Ontology annotation, cellular component: membrane; catenin complex; adherens junction. Gene Ontology annotation, biological process: homophilic cell-cell adhesion; cell-cell junction assembly; calcium-dependent cell-cell adhesion. The transcript has 14 exons.